This is a messenger RNA of Cuculus canorus (common cuckoo), 1560 nucleotides long. It is a transcript of the gene MRPL37, whose product is annotated as mitochondrial ribosomal protein L37. Gene Ontology annotation, molecular function: structural constituent of ribosome. The record is from RefSeq and is a predicted model, not a curated record. The transcript has 7 exons. Gene Ontology annotation, biological process: translation. NCBI's taxonomy places the organism in Eukaryota, Metazoa, Chordata, Aves, Cuculiformes, Cuculidae. Gene Ontology annotation, cellular component: ribosome; mitochondrion. Bases 121 to 1419 code for a protein of 432 amino acids.
CUCGCCAUUGGCUGCGGUCGCAGUCCCACGGGGGAAGGGGGGGGGCGCGCUCCCGCUUUGCCGCGCGCGCCAAGAUGGCGGCGGCCGCGCGCUGAGGGCUUUUGGGGGAGAAGCGGAACGAUGGCGGCGGCGGCGCUGAGGCGGCAGGCGCGGGGCCUGCCCUCCCGCCUCGCUCGCGGCAUCCUGACCCGCCCGGCGCCGCCCCGGCCCCGCGGGCCGCUGCCGCGCACGCCGUGGACGACGCGCGGGCCGCCGCCCGAGGAGCUGUGGCGGCUGUCGGAGCGGCCGUCGCCGCGAGAGCAGGUGGAGCUGGACGUCGUCACUUACGCCGGGAGGCAGCACUUCGUGCCGGGGCUCGCCCGGCCGCGCUUCCCGCCCUGGGACCGCGGCUGGCGCGACCCCUGGCACUCGCUGGGGCCGCGCUACGAGGAGAUGCCGCUGUACAAGGAGCGCGGCUGCUUCAUCUGCCACCAGCGCGUGAAGCUGCUGGAAGGAGUUCGGCAGGCGCAGUGGCUCACCAAGACAAAGCUGGUAGAAGGCUUACCUCCAGCUGUGCUCAGCAUCGUGAAUGACCCAGCUCACCAGCUUGAGGGCUUCGAGGAGAGGGUGAAGCAUGCGAUUUCACACGCACGGUUCUGGGACACGACAGAAGCUGCUCCCAGGAGAGAACAUUAUUGCCCAGUACUGUUUGAAGACUUGAUACAUGUAUGUCGGUUAAUGUCUGCGAAGUAUCCUUCUCUGACUAAAAGAAUGUUGGCUAGAAACUACAGGAUAGCAGCUACAUGGGAAAGAGAAUCCAUCCUCCUUCAGGUCCGUGGCCUGAAUGGAGUACUUAUGAACUCUAUGACCCCAAUACCACCAGUAGCCUCCAAGGAGGAGGUACUUGCCACUGAAAAACAUGUUCUGGAGACCUUCUAUCCCAUCUCCCCUACAAUUGAUCUUCAGGAAGUGAACGUAUACAAAGAGCUCAACCAUACAGGUUUUAGAGAUGGUUAUCCGUACUCUCAUCCUCACACUCUGUUCUUCCUGGAAUCGGCCAACAUUCGUCCUAACAGGUUCAGACCAGAACAACUUCGUGCUAAAAUGCUGAUGUUUGCUUUUGGCAACGCGCUGGCAAAGGCUAAGGUGCUGUAUGGGAAUGAUCCCAAGGUCUUGGAGCAGCCAGUAGUGGUGCAAAGCGUUGGCACAGAUGGCCAGCUCUUCCAGUUCAUGGUGUUCCAGUUAAAUACAACAGACCUUGUCUCUAACGAUGGAAUAAAAAAUCUAGUCUGGAUUGACUCUGAUCAGAAUCUGUAUGAAAAAGCCCAGUGUAUUCCAGAAAUCAAGAAGAGAGUUGUUACGAAGCCCGCUGGAAUAUACGGCUUUCAGCCAGACACAUUCAAGAAGUUUCUGGCACUGUAUCUGCAUGGAACUGUGUGAAAUUCAGCUCAAAUGAAAAUACUUUACCAACUGUACCUGCUGCUUCUCUUUGCCAGAACUAUCACAUAAUUAAAGGUGGAUUAAUUUACUUUCAAAAAUAAAUUAUAUUGUUACUGAAAGUAAAAUUUUUUUAACACUAAA